UCCCGUUGCCUUUUUACGCGCACGACGUCUGCAGUACACAGUGAUUCAGUGAGCCAGUCUUCACUGCACUGUGUGCGCAAGCUUUUGGUUGAAGGCAGGAUUCUCUUCCCACAGUGUUCUGAUGGCGAAACAGCGCUGGUUCUUUUCGGGUGAUCAUUUCUAGAGGAAGACAGUCACGCUUUUCUCUUCUCGACUCAUUUUAAACAAAAUGUGGGACGCGCGUUCUCCGCGCGGCGUCCGCGGAGUGCUCUCUUAAGUCGUUGCCGCUUGACUAAAGGGGGAUCCCGGCACCCUUUCCAUCCUCUACUCCCACAAGAGGAGUUUGCAUGCAAAAGGUGGUUUAUCUCGGCAAGCCAUGGAGGGACUUGCCUAAAGAGGAUCCAACAUAGUUCAACAUUUGUCGACCUUUUUUUACAUUUUCCUUUUUGUGUGUCAUCGUAACAUCUUCCCCAAGACGUCUCCUUUUCCAUCACCAUGGCUGAGAAGCUUGGACCAGCAGGGCUCAAGCCCACCAACAGCCGAACCGCUCCCUCCCUGCCCCCUGAGCCCAUCGACAUCAUCCGCACCAAAGCCCGCUCCCGUAGAGUCCGCCUUAACGUUGGGGGUCUGAACCACGAGGUCCUGUGGCGGACCCUGGACAGGCUACCUAGGACCCGGCUCGGCAAGCUUCGAGACUACAACACCCAUGAGUCCCUGAUGGAAGUCUGCGACGAUUACAGCCUGAACGAAAACGAAUACUUCUUUGACCGGCACCCGGGGGCUUUCACCUCCAUUCUGAACUUUUACCGCACAGGCAAAUUACACAUGAUGGAGGAGAUGUGUGCCCUUUCGUUUGGCCAGGAGUUAGACUACUGGGGGAUUGACGAGAUCUACCUGGAGUCCUGCUGCCAGGCCCGUUACCACCAGAAAAAAGAGCAGAUGAAUGAGGAGCUGCGGCGGGAGGCAGAGACAAUGAGGGAUAGGGAGGGAGAGGGAGAGUUUGAUAACACCUGCUGCUCAGACAAGAGGAAGAAGCUGUGGGAUCUCCUGGAGAAGCCCAGCUCUUCGGUGGCUGCCAAGAUUCUAGCCAUCAUCUCGAUCCUGUUCAUUAUCCUCUCCACCAUCGCUCUGUCUCUCAACACCUUACCAGAGCUCCAGUUCAUAGACGAGUUCGGCCAGGCCAAUGACAACCCCCAGCUGGCCCACGUGGAGGCCGUGUGUAUCGCCUGGUUCACCAUGGAGUACCUCCUUCGCUUCCUCUCCUCUCCUAAUAAGUGGAAGUUCUUCAAAGGCCCGCUGAAUGUCAUUGACUUGUUGGCCAUCCUGCCCUACUAUGUCACCAUCUUCUUAACUGAGUCCAACAAGAGCGUGCUGCAGUUCCAAAACGUGCGCCGUGUGGUGCAGAUAUUCAGGAUCAUGAGAAUAUUGAGGAUCCUGAAGUUGGCCAGGCACUCCACAGGGCUCCAGUCUCUAGGGUUUACUUUGAGAAGGAGCUACAAUGAACUGGGGCUGCUUAUUUUAUUUCUUGCAAUGGGCAUCAUGAUAUUUUCCAGCUUGGUCUUCUUUGCUGAGAAAGAUGAAGAUGCCACCAAAUUCACCAGUAUCCCUGCCUCAUUCUGGUGGGCAACCAUUACUAUGACUACAGUUGGCUAUGGUGACAUUUACCCACAGACUUUACUUGGAAAAAUUGUGGGUGGGCUCUGCUGCAUUGCAGGAGUGCUGGUAAUUGCCCUACCCAUCCCCAUUAUUGUAAACAACUUCUCUGAGUUCUACAAGGAGCAGAAAAGGCAGGAGAAGGCCAUCAAGAGGAGGGAGGCACUGGAGAGAGCCAAAAGGAAUGGCAGCAUUGUGUCAAUGAACCUAAAAGAUGCCUUUGCCCGCAGUAUGGAACUGAUGGAUGUGGUGGUGGAGAAAGGUGAGGACAAAACCUCCCUGGACAACCAUUUGUCGCCAAGCCGCUGGGGCAGCUCGACCAGGCACGCAUCCUCCGAGAAUGAUCUGAAAUCUCUAAAUGAAAGAAACCCUGAGCCACAAAGCUCCCCUAAUCGUAUAACCAUCAACACCACAGGAAGUCCCCAGCGGACAAACAGGGCCCCACAGCACCUUAAUGUGCAGAAACUGGAGGAGAUGUACAACCAGAUGACUAAGUCACAGUCCUUCACUAACCUCAACACUACAAGCUCCAUGAGCACUCUGAGCACAACCAUGACCGCCCCCAUCUCACCGAGGAAAUCUCAUAGCCCUGAAUUUACAUUAAAAGAGGAAGUAGAGCUGGAGAUGAAGGAGGUCCAACCCUCCUCACCAGAUAUCUUUGCGGGCUGCUCAGCAGAAUUUCGAGAACAAGACUCCAACUCAGAUGAGGAAGAUGCUGGGCCCUGUCAAGUCAGACACCCCAGGGCACCACCCUCUUUGGAUCUCAGCCAAGUGAGGGCCAUUGAUGACCACAGCUCUCCUGGUGUCAUACUCAAAGAUGGCCUCUAUGAAUGCGUUAACCCAGGUGACGGAUCAGAGCUCCACAUAGAGGAAGGGGAGAGCUUUAACAGUGCUGUGAAGGAUAUCCAGAGCUCUCCAACAGGGAAUAACCCUCUUAAAUUAAAGGAAUUAAAGGUCAACUUCACCAAGACCUCUGCUGAAGGCCCGCUUACACCGCCCAGCACUACCUCUCCUGGAGACAUCAGCUCCAGCAUCCUGGAAGACGAUUCCCCGGAGGGAGAGAUGUCACCGCUCAUCCCCAGUACAGAGGAUCUGGUCCCAGUCACAGAGGAGGAGACCUGCCCGUUGUCCCCUAAAAGGCUGGUGGUAGACACCCCACCUGGCGAUGAAGAUCAAUCCACAGAGAGCCAUGAGGAGAAACAUCUGAUGGAAGUGGCGGGUGCUGCAGUUGCACCCUUGUCACCUAAGACAGCAGCACAAAAUUGCACCCAAGGUGUGGUUGGGGUAGGCGAGGAAGUCAAAGCUGACAGCAACCAAAGUGGACACAAAGUAGAGAACCACAUGUUUACAUCCGACAUCCACCUGAUACCCGGGGACGGCAGCCUCUCUCCGACCUGUGAAACCAGCAUGUGACUGUAAGAGAAGCUCCGAUGACACACUGCAACCUCAGCCUGGUGUGUGUGAGAGCAGGAAAGAAAAGACAAGGGUGCAGUUGUAGUGAAAGAAAUUGUUGCAUGGCAUGACAAGUCCCCUUUACUUGUGUCGUUGUGUAUUGCUGAAAAGAAACUGCAGUGCUCCGUGCAGAUUUGAGAAUGACUUUGGGGAAAACAGUGGACUCAGAGAGGAGGCUCUUGAAGAACAGAGGGAAUUCAUCAACUUAUGUAGACAUUUUGGUCCUCCCAAUGUACAUAAUGACAGUCUCCUUUUUCUAGCAAAAAGAAGGAAAUGCACAGAGGGACUUAUCUGUAAAAAGCAUGCAUUUAAAAAAGACAGGUAUUUUACGGUGCUUAGUUUGCUGAAAGCGCUCCACUGUAAAUACUAGGACAUCUAAGGCAAUGGAAAACUGUCACUGAAGGUACAAAUGUUUGUAA
This is a messenger RNA of Perca flavescens (yellow perch), 3503 nucleotides long. It is a transcript of the gene kcnb2b, whose product is annotated as potassium voltage-gated channel subfamily B member 2b. Gene Ontology annotation, cellular component: dendrite; voltage-gated potassium channel complex; neuronal cell body. The record is from RefSeq and is a predicted model, not a curated record. Bases 475 to 3045 code for a protein of 856 amino acids. The transcript is spliced from 3 exons. Lineage: Eukaryota; Metazoa; Chordata; Actinopteri; Perciformes; Percidae. Gene Ontology annotation, molecular function: protein binding; delayed rectifier potassium channel activity. Gene Ontology annotation, biological process: action potential; protein homooligomerization; potassium ion transmembrane transport.